GAGUGGAAGCUUCUUUUGGGCAUAUCCUCGAGAGGUUGUGUGGCACCACGUCUCAUCGUUCUUUCCGGCCAGCCCAGACACCUCGGCUGUUACGCACAAUUUUAGUCACGAAUGGCUUGAGCAGAGACCUUUGCAAAUGGCUGGAAUUCCAGUUCCGCGGGUGAUCAUCCUGGAACUGGUUCUGCUCGCAAUUUUACAAGCUGGUGCUUGUGCUGGAGCUGGUGAUGCUACCGGUGCGAAUUUGGGGGUCUCGGGGAGGUCUGCCUUUGGUUCCAUCACAAGGCGGGCAUUGCUGGAAUGCCGGGAUCCAAAUCCAUACCUCAACUUGAUGCUUGACACCGCAGGCCCUCUCGCCAGUGUCCAGACAGUGGUGGCGACCGUGAGUGGUGUUCUUCGGCCGAGCUCCAGAGAUUGGAUUGGAGUGUUCUCGGAAGCAACUCACAACUACUCUGACUGCCUUGCAAACAAAGCACUUUAUCUGCAGACAGGAGACUUUUCCAGCCUGCCUUUGCUUUGCGACUAUCCCCUCAAGUUCAAGUUCCUCAGCGAUGAUCCUGGCUACAUUAACUGCUCCAACAAGACGUGUGUCACUGAUUCAUGUAGCGUGAGGACUUGCUCUGGAUCACUUGCUUUCCGUCUUGUCAACAUAAGAACCGCCGUCACCUUUGUGUUCUUUGGCGGCGGGCUUGUAACUCCCUGCAUUCUCAAGAUCGCCCCACCGCUUUCGUUUGCGAGGCCUGGGGCCCCUUUAUACGGGCAUUUGUCUCUCAAGGACUCCUCCGGCACCUCUAUGGUGGUAACUUGGAUCAGCAACGAUAAUGCCACUCAGAACGUCGAGUAUGAUGGUCGGAGCUCCACAAGCGAAAUCACAACUUUCCAAAAAGAAGAUAUGUGUGGUUCGCCAGCUACAGAUUUUGGAUGGCACACUCCUGGAUAUAUGCAUCAUGCAACAAUGACAAGUCUUUCUCCUGGCAAGAGUUUUUCUUACAGAUAUGGAAGUGAGAAAGUUGGCUGGAGCAAACUCAAGAAUUUUACCACUCCUCCAGGCGAAGGAUCAAACAGUGCAAGCUUCAUCGUUUUUGGAGACAUGGGGAAGGCCGAACGAGACAACAGCUUAGAACACUACAUACAACCUGGAGCAUUGCAAGUGAUAGAUUCUCUUGCCAACCAGACUGUGGACACCAUAUUCCACAUAGGCGAUAUAAGUUAUGCCACUGGCUUUCUCGCGGAAUGGGAUCACUUCCUUGAGAUGAUUGAGCCUGUGGCUUCCAGGAUCCCUUACAUGACGGCCAUUGGAAACCACGAGAGGGAUCAUCCUGGCUCAGGAUCCAAAUACAACUCCACAGACUCGGGAGGCGAGUGUGGAGUUCCAUAUCGAUCUUACUUCCCGAUGCCUGCCCAAGGCAUCGACAAACCAUGGUACUCUAUAGAACUCGGUCCCGUGCAUCUCACAGUAAUCUCCACGGAGCACGACUGGACUCCAAACAGUGAACAGUAUUCUUGGAUGGAACACAAUCUUGCUUCUGUAAACAGAACUCACACACCAUGGCUGGUAUUUGUCGGGCAUCGCCCAAUGUACUCUACGCAAGGCGGGCUUCUCUCCAAAAUUUUACCCGCAAUCGAUCCUGAUUUUGUAGAAGCUGUAGAGCCUCUUCUAGUGAGUAGCAAGGUUGAUUUGGCAUUGUGGGGACAUGUUCACAACUACGAGCGCACCUGUGCUGUGAAUCAAAGCCGCUGCGUCCAGGUCCCAGCCAAAGACGAUACUGGGGUCGAUGUUUAUGUCAGUAAUGGAUCAGCUCCAAUUCAUGCCGUGGUUGGCAUGGCUGGAUUCAGCCUCGAUCUCUUCCCAGCGAACUGGAGUUCAUGGAGCAUGGUUCGAGUCUCCGAAUUUGGGUAUAGCCGGGUCUCAGCCGACAAAAACGAGCUCCUGUUCGAGUAUAUAAUAGCGAAGGAUGGAGCAAAAGCCGAUCAAUUCAAGAUAUUGAAGAACAUUAAUCCCUAAGCGACGGCGUACCACACCUAUCACACGUAGGGGACGACUUGUAAGCAGCGUCCGGGUACCAUGAGCGAUCCACUCUGGAACCGGCAGCAGUGAAAUUUCGAAAAACAAAAAUCUAAUAAUAUUGCUUCGCCCCGAUUCAAAGAAAGUC
Messenger RNA from Selaginella moellendorffii, 2150 nucleotides. RefSeq names its product nucleotide pyrophosphatase/phosphodiesterase. Lineage: Eukaryota; Viridiplantae; Streptophyta; Lycopodiopsida; Selaginellales; Selaginellaceae. Bases 137 to 2002 code for a protein of 621 amino acids. The record is from RefSeq and is a predicted model, not a curated record. The transcript is spliced from 13 exons. Gene Ontology annotation, molecular function: metal ion binding; acid phosphatase activity.